UCCCGCUCCGUGGCUCCCGCGCUCCUGGCGAGGCUCAGGCGCCGAGCGCGCGGACGGGCGCACCGACAGACGGCCCCGGGGACGCCUCGGCUCGCGCCUCCCGGGCGGGCUAUGUUGAUUGCCCCGCCGGGGCCGGCCCGCGGGAUCAGCACAGCCCGGCCCGCGGCCCCGGCGGCCAACCGGGACUAUGAACCGGAAAGCGCGGCGCUGCCUGGGCCACCUCUUUCUCAGCCUGGGCAUGGUCUACCUCCGGAUCGGUGGCUUCUCCUCAGUGGUAGCUCUGGGCGCAAGCAUCAUCUGUAACAAGAUCCCAGGCCUGGCUCCCAGACAGCGGGCGAUCUGCCAGAGCCGGCCCGACGCCAUCAUCGUCAUAGGAGAAGGCUCGCAAAUGGGCCUGGACGAGUGUCAGUUUCAGUUCCGCAAUGGCCGCUGGAACUGCUCUGCACUUGGAGAGCGCACCGUCUUCGGGAAGGAGCUCAAAGUGGGGAGCCGGGAGGCUGCAUUCACCUACGCCAUCAUUGCCGCCGGCGUGGCCCACGCCAUCACAGCUGCCUGUACCCAGGGCAACCUGAGCGACUGUGGCUGUGACAAAGAGAAGCAAGGCCAGUACCACCGGGACGAGGGCUGGAAGUGGGGUGGCUGCUCUGCCGACAUCCGCUACGGCAUCGGCUUCGCCAAGGUCUUUGUGGAUGCCCGGGAGAUCAAGCAGAAUGCCCGGACUCUCAUGAACUUGCACAAUAAUGAGGCAGGCCGAAAGAUCCUGGAGGAGAACAUGAAGCUGGAAUGUAAGUGCCACGGCGUGUCAGGCUCGUGCACCACCAAGACAUGCUGGACCACACUGCCACAGUUUCGGGAGCUGGGCUACGUGCUCAAGGACAAGUACAACGAGGCCGUUCACGUGGAGCCUGUCCGUGCCAGCCGCAACAAGCGGCCCACCUUCCUGAAGAUCAAGAAGCCACUGUCGUACCGCAAGCCCAUGGACACGGACCUGGUGUACAUCGAGAAGUCGCCCAACUACUGCGAAGAGGACCCGGUGACAGGCAGUGUAGGCACCCAGGGCCGCGCCUGCAACAAGACGGCUCCCCAGGCCAGCGGCUGUGACCUCAUGUGCUGUGGGCGUGGCUACAACACCCACCAGUACGCCCGCGUGUGGCAGUGCAACUGUAAGUUCCACUGGUGCUGCUAUGUCAAGUGCAACACGUGCAGCGAGCGCACGGAGAUGUACACGUGCAAGUGAGCCCCGUGUGCACACUACCCUCCCGCUGCAAGUCAGAUUGCUGGGAGGACCGGACCGUUACCAAGCUGCGGGCUCCCUGGCAGGUCACUGCCUGGAUCUUCACAGGGAACCGCAGGAAUGCUGAGCUUGUCUUUUCUGCUGAGGAGGGUACUUUUCCUGGGUUUCCUGCAGGCAUCUGUGGGGGAAAAAAAUCUCUCAGAGCCCUCAACUAUUCUGUUCCACACCCAAUGCUGCUCCACCCUUCCCCAGACACAGCCCAGGUCCCUCCGCGGCUGGAGCGAAGCCUUUUGCAGCAGGAACUCUGGACCCCUGGGCCUCAUCAUAGCAAUAUUUAACAAUUUAUUCUGAUAAAAAUAAUAUUAAUUUAUUUAAUUAAAAAGAAUUCUUCCACCUCGUCGGGAUCCGUUUUCUGCAAUCAAAGUGGACUGCUUGCUUUCCUAGCAGGAUGAUUUUGUUGCUAGGACAAGGAGCCAUGUAGAAGUGUACGUAACUAUUCUUUAUGCACAUAUUUCUACUAGUUGAUUUUGCAAGUACCCCCCCCCUUGCAGCACUAGAUGUUUAAGUACAAGAGCAGACAUCUUUUAUACAUAUAUAGAUAUAUACACACACACACAUUUAUAUUUUUUUUGCUGUUUGCUGCUACUUAUCCAGAAAUGUAAGCUGGUCCAGAUUUGGAGACGUUUUUUCCAGAGUAUGUUUUCCACCCUUUUGCCCUCCCCAGUUCAAACUUCACCAUUAGAAAAAUCCAGUUUGGAAUACAUAGAGAGGAAAAAUAAUAAUAAAUUCCCAGCAGUUUCCAUCUUUCGGAA
Molecule: messenger RNA, 2046 nt
Organism: Pongo pygmaeus (Bornean orangutan)
Lineage: Eukaryota; Metazoa; Chordata; Mammalia; Primates; Hominidae
Gene: WNT7A
Product: Wnt family member 7A
Exons: 4
Coding region: 188-1237 (349 amino acids)
Biological process (GO): cell fate commitment; canonical Wnt signaling pathway; neuron differentiation
Cellular component (GO): extracellular region
Molecular function (GO): frizzled binding; cytokine activity
Source: RefSeq, a predicted model, not a curated record